Molecule: messenger RNA, 1029 nt
Organism: Rotaria sordida
Lineage: Eukaryota; Metazoa; Rotifera; Eurotatoria; Philodinida; Philodinidae
Source: the annotation of a GenBank genome assembly
AUGUCAAUACAAGUAGACUCAACCAUUGUUACAGCACCGACUGAAAAAGACAAAAAAAAGACAAUUUGUGGAGCUUGCACAAGUGAUUUAGAACCUGAUGACUCUGGUAUACAAUGUGUACAAGGGCAUUAUUUUUGUACACAAUGUUCAACUAAUAUUGUUCGUUUAUUUUUUUCUGAACCACAUAAUUAUAUACCUUUACGUUGUUUAAUAUGUCGUAUUGAAUUAAAUCCUAGUGUAUUUGAACGACAAUUAACACCAGAACAAAUUGAAUUUUAUACUCAACAUAUGCUUAUAUUUGCUUGGUCAAAAGAUUUUCUUGACAAAGAUGAACGUUUAGAUCAUUGUCCAUUUUGUACAUUUGCUGCUAUACGUAAUAUAAAUGCUUCACAUAUUUUUCAUUGUCAACAUGAACAAUGUCUUAAAGUUUCAUGUUUAAUAUGUCGAAAAGUUUGUCCAAAAUUUCAAAGUGAUUAUGGUACUGAUGAAGAACUAGCUGAAAUGGAUAAACAUUUUAAAUGUGCUGAAUUAGCUGAUGAUAAACACAUAGUUGAUGAAUAUUUAGAAUCAGGUCAAAAAAUUGCUUGUCCAAAAUGUGGUUUAGCUGGUAUGAAAGAUGAUGCUUGCACACAUAUGACUUGUCCGACAUGUGCACAAUUAUGGUGUUAUUUUUGUGGAAAAAAAGUUGAAGAUUGUGAAAAAGCACGAGAUGGAACUAAUGGUAUAUUUGAUCAUAAUCAUAAUUGGGAUUGUAAUCCUAAUCGAUGUCCAAUGUAUUUAACUCAAGUAUGUGACAUUGAUGAUCGAUGGCCUGAUGAUGAAGAACAAUGUUUAGUUAUGUUUCAUCGUAAUCGUUCAUUACGUUUAUUACGUGAAGUAUAUGAAAAACUUGGUAAAGAACGUAUUGAUGAACUUGAUCGUCAUUUUAAUAUAAUUAGUACAUGUGGUUUUACAAUGGAAGAAAUUUUCGAUGAAGACCUUACGCUAAUUAAAUAUCCAGAUAAUAUUGAUACGCGACGUGAUGAUUAA